CUUGGACUCAAGCACUGCAGAAUCUCUUUCUGGACUUCAGGGAAAGUCUCCUCAUGCCACAAGCGGUUUAAACGUGGAGAUUCUAAUCCAGCACAAACAUAUGCAGUACUUCUACCCAAAAUCCUGAGGAAUUUCAGAGCUGAUUAUACAACACUGCGUAACUUGCUGGAGGCCUUUUAUUUCUUUUUCAUUUUUAGAAUGAGUACAAAGUGAAACUUUUUUUCAUUUCAAUUGCUCUUUGGGGGGGCAUUACGGACAUUCUGUGAUCUACGCAACUCCAAUAGGACAGAGCUUUGGACUGCCAGCUGAAGUCAACACGGGAACUGUAAUCAAACCUAUCACUCUUACGUUUACUACUGUCUAUCUGAGCCAUGGCCUUUGCAGACCUGCUGGAGCAGGUGGGCAGCACAGGACGCUUUCAGGUCGUGCAUGUCACCUUGCUCAGUAUGCCCAUACUCAUGAUGGCCAGCCACAACUUGCUGCAGAACUUUGUAGCCGCUGUGCCUCCCCACCACUGUGCUACCCAUGGCAACCUUACCGUGUCCUCGAUGAGCGCGGCGGACGUGCUAAGGGCCACAGUGCCGCUGGACAGUAAUGGCAAACUGGACCGUUGCAAGCGAUAUGUCCACCCUCAGUGGCAGCUCUUGAGCAGGAACACUUCUGAAGAGCUGUGGGAAGAUGUAGAAGAGCCGGAGACACAGGGGUGUGAGGACGGAUGGUAUUACAAUACGAGUGAGAUGAGCUCAACCAUUAUUACUGAGUGGGAUUUGGUUUGUGACCUUCGUGCACUAAAGCAAAUGGGUCAAACUAUAUACAUGGGAGGUGUUCUUGUGGGAGCACUAGUCUUUGGAGGACUGUCUGACAGGUUUGGCCGGCGUUUUUUAUUGCUGAUGUCUAACCUGAUCAUGGCAGUCGGAGGAACAUGUGCUGCUUUCUCAACCUCCUUCACUUUGUUUUGUGUGUGUCGUUUCUUCUGUGGUAUGGCCCUGUCUGGCGUGGUGCUCAACUCCUUCUCCCUCAUUGUCGAGUGGAUCCCCACGCGUGUGCGGACAGUAGUGGGCACAGGCACAGGCUACUGUUACACCGCAGGUCAGCUGAUCCUGGCAGCAGUCGCUUACUUCAUCAGAGACUGGCGAUGGCUCACACUGGCAGUCUCUCUGCCUUUCUACGUGUCCUUCCUCUACUCAUGGUGGUUUUUAGAAUCUGCACGCUGGCUGGUCCUGAACAGAAAGUCAGAGCAGGCGGUCAAGAACCUCAAAACGGUGGCUCGCAUAAACAGACGGCGAGCAGAGGCAGACAAAAUCAAUCUUGAGAUGUUGGAAGAUUCCAUGAAGAAGGAGAUGGCCUGCUCAAAGGGAUCCUACAAUGGUCUCGACCUCAUUCGAACAGCUACUAUGAGAAGCAUCACUAUAUGUCUCAGUGCAGUCUGGUUCUCUACCAGCUUUGCCUACUAUGGGCUUUCCAUGGAUCUACAGAAAUUUGGGGUCAGCAUUUAUCUGAUCCAAGUCAUCUUUGGAGCAGUGGAUAUACCAGCCAAAAUCGUGGUAACAAUUUGCAUGAGCUUGUUGGGGCGAAGACCAUCUCAAUGUGGAGCUCUUGUACUGGCUGGCAUAAUGAUACUCAUUAAUCUUCUAGUGCCUUAUGACAUGCAGAUAUUACGCACCAGUUUGGCAGUGGUCGGGAAGGGUUGUUUGGCUGCCUCCUUCAGCUGCUGUUACCUGUAUUCUGGAGAGCUUUAUCCCACGGUCAUCCGACAGAGCGGAAUGGGUUGGGUGUCGAUGAUGGCUCGUCUGGGGGCAAUGGUGGCUCCUAUGGUGCUUCUUUCCGGGGAGGCUGUUCCAUGGCUACCUGGUUUCAUCUAUGGAGGGGCUCCUAUUAUCAGUGGGAUCUUUGCCUUCUUUCUCCCGGAAACCCUUGGAAUGCCUCUCCCAGAUACUCUCCAGGAUGUGGAGGACAGAGGUUUCAGGCGGACAAAUUCCAAAGACUCAAUUGUGAAAGAGGAUUUGGCCCUUAAGGACUUCUGCACCAUCCAGCUAAAAGAGUCUGUUUGAGAACUCACUCCGUUCAGUCUUACUGACUGCAACAGACAAAUGUAGAUGAUUGUUUCCGUACAGAACAGAAGUAAUAUAACAGUAUUAUAUCAUGGUAACAGUCAAAGGCUAUGUACCAGUGUGUCUACACCGAACACAACCGGCGCGACACGACAACUGGCUUGUUCUUAAUGGGUUUGUCAUGUCACGCCACGCCGCAUCCAGUGUGGACAACAUUUUUAAGUAUAACAGGUUUUAAUGGGUUCUAUUGUCUUUUGUUGUGUAAUGUCGCGUCGCACCGCGCAGUGUCCGGUGUGGUGUAAGGAGUCUCCUCUAUUAUAAAUUAUGCUGUUUUCUUAUCUUUCUUACUGGAAUUAUUGUAAAUUUUAAUUAUGUACUUUAAUAGAGCAAAACAUAUCUAAAGCAGUGAAGAUUUGUUUUGUAUGUGAAUUUUUGUUUUCUUACCUGAACUAUAAAAACAACAUAAAAUACAUAAACAGAUUGGAAUGACUACUUUAUUCAUAGAGUAUGCUCAGUUUUAAGUGUUUUGACAAAAAGUCCAAUGUACAUUAAAUAAACGGAACUUUUUCCCUGAGCAAUGAAAUAUUUGGCACUUCUCUGCAG
Triplophysa rosa is the source of this 2654-nucleotide messenger RNA. It is a transcript of the gene slc22a6l, whose product is annotated as solute carrier family 22 member 6, like. The transcript has 11 exons. Bases 372 to 2051 code for a protein of 559 amino acids. Lineage: Eukaryota; Metazoa; Chordata; Actinopteri; Cypriniformes; Nemacheilidae. The record is from RefSeq and is a predicted model, not a curated record. Gene Ontology annotation, biological process: transmembrane transport. Gene Ontology annotation, cellular component: membrane. Gene Ontology annotation, molecular function: transmembrane transporter activity.